Lutzomyia longipalpis is the source of this 1044-nucleotide messenger RNA. RefSeq names its product probable cytochrome P450 9f2. NCBI's taxonomy places the organism in Eukaryota, Metazoa, Arthropoda, Insecta, Diptera, Psychodidae. The transcript is spliced from 3 exons. The coding region runs from base 1 to 1044 and encodes 347 amino acids. The record is from RefSeq and is a predicted model, not a curated record. Gene Ontology annotation, molecular function: oxidoreductase activity, acting on paired donors, with incorporation or reduction of molecular oxygen; heme binding; iron ion binding.
AUGAUUCAAGAUCCAGACUUGGCAAAGCAUCUUACAGUGAAGGAGUUUAGUCAUUUUACUGACCAUCACCUACAAUCGUCUCCUGAAUAUGAUCCAAUCCUUAAGCAAUCACUCUUCUUCUCGAAUGGUGAAAUAUGGAAAAAGAAACGUUCAAUGAUCACCCCAAGUCAGACGAGUAGCAAAGUACGUCUUAUGUUUGAUUCAAUCAAUGAUAUUUGUCAUCAAGUUGUGGACUUCUUAAAGGCUGAAAGUAUAGAGACAAACCCCAAAGCAUACGAAAUUGGAGAUCUAUUUGCAAGAUCAUUAAUAGAUAUUCUUGGUGCUUGUGUUUUUGGCAUUAAAGUUGAUUCCUUCAAGGAGAGCAACAACACGUACUACAAAAAUGCCAAAGAAAUCUCCUGUCUUGCCUCUCUGGGAUUCAAUGUGAGAAUGAUCGGAGGGCUAGAAGCUACCACUUCUGUGAUUAAUUUUCUAGCUUACGAACUUGAAAAGAAUCCACUUAUUCAGGAAAAAUUAUUUGAAGAAAUUCAAACUUUCCGAGAGGAAAUCAAAGAAGAAAAACUUUGCUAUGAGACAUUGAUGAAGAUGAAGUAUUUGGACAUGGUUGUGUCCGAAGGACUGAGAAAAUGGCCAUCAUUUGCUUACCACGAUCGUAUUUGUACCAAAGACUACACAAUGGAGUAUGAAACAGGAAAAACCUAUACAUUCCACAAAGGAGAUGUUAUUUGGAUUCCUUUUGUGGAUUAUCACAGAAAUCCAAAAUAUUUUCUUCAUCCGGAAAAUUUUGAUCCAGAACGGUUUAGCCCAGGAAAUCAAGCUUCAAUUAAGUCCUCAGCUUAUCUUCCAUUUGGAAUGGGACCAAGGAGCUGUCUAGGUGAAAGAUUUACUUUGAUAAAGGUCAAAGCGCUAAUCUAUCAUCUUGUUGCAAAUUUCAACUUUGAACUAUCGAACAAAACUGAGGAUCCUCCAGUACUCAAAGCUUCAUUCGUUGGACUAAAGACAAGAUCGGGUAUUUGGAUUAAAUUCCGUCCCAGAGUACAUUAA